Morchella importuna is the source of this 2673-nucleotide messenger RNA. RefSeq lists its product as uncharacterized. The coding region runs from base 1 to 2673 and encodes 890 amino acids. The transcript has 8 exons. Lineage: Eukaryota; Fungi; Ascomycota; Pezizomycetes; Pezizales; Morchellaceae. The record is from RefSeq and is a predicted model, not a curated record.
AUGUCUGAUUUUCGAGAACAAAACAAGUCCGGGUCAGAGCAUGAGAGGGACAAGAAGACGACUAGUGACAGCUCAAGCACCGACGAUGACAGACAUACCAGCAGCACUACAGGCCAAGAACCCAGCCCGGAAUCCGACUUGUUAGAUAAGAGCUUUGAAAACAUUUUUGUAACGCAGGUAGCGAUGUUAGACAGGGCAUUGCUAUCCCUCAAAAAAACCACAGAUCAUAUCUUAAGCGAAGUCCGAGGUCAACCCACAGCGAUAGGACUUGAAGUCAAGAACCCCGAAACCGGGAAAAGAAUCAAACUUGAUCAUGCAAGAUUCAUACGCCUAAAUAAGUGGCUCGGUUCCAACAUAGAUAUAUUGAGAAGAUUUAUAUGGCAAGGCGAGAACGACAGCGGGUUGAGAGGAGAUGGACUGGACGGGAAUGAGAUACCAGGAGAUCUCAACAAAAAUUUAUCACUAUUAUGCGACGAGGGGUUUUCAGAGGUCAUCAGAAAUACCGAAUUGCUACUAGAAAAAGAAAAUAUUCUCACAGGAACUACUAUCUUCAAAGACACAAUUGAUGCAAGGGAUUGUUUAGAACUAAUAAAAGAGGAACAUAACCGCUUAAAGGUUUGGAUCUCCAAUACCAAGAUAGAUGAAGGUGCAUUGUCAAUUUUAGUCAACCACGAUUUAUACAAGCAAGCUGGAGCGGUAUUACAGAGUAUUCUUGUGGAUCUGAUAUCACUUUGUGAAGGAUGCUUUACCAAGGACUCUACUGCUCAAAAAAUCGUCGUACUAAAAACUAUUUUUCAACACAUUACCACAACCCCCUUCACACCAACAGCACCUACCCAGUUAGAUGAAUCCGCAGAACCUGCCGGCUCCAACCCGACCCGUCCAGGGUCCAGAGGUUCCAUGGCAUCUUCUGCGUAUACUAUCAUAUUUGACGAAAGGCCUCUUCCAGAGUAUUUGAUUGAGAGCUUAAAGGACUCGAACAAGACGUUGAUCACCCUAGUUAGGUCAUUAGAAAUGGCAAAAGCAAACAUGGGAGAGGGAGCUCACUCGCAAGUCUAUCAGGCCGUUCGACAUAUAAAAGAUAGCCAAAAAUCCCAACCUUCUUCGCCUGUUGAACCCCUUAACCUUCCUCCUCCUCCUGAGCCACUUCAAUUUCCUUCAUUUGUACAUCCCUCUCCAUACCCUCCAGGGGAACAUGUUGAAGGAAACCCUCGUUCGGGCACGGCCCCCGCCUAUGGGAGGGCGCCAUCGCCCAUAUGGUAUCCAAAUCCAUCACCGCCAUCACCAAGGGCACCGGCAAUGGCACCGGCAAUGGCACCGGCAAUGGCACCGGCAUCAGAACCAGAACCAGCACGGGCAGUGGCACCGGCACCUUACCAGCCGUGGGAUCAAGUACCGGCACAAGCGCAAGCACAGGCACCGGCACCGUAUGCGAACAAACAGCUGCGAGAUACACCAGUUUAUAUAGGAUACAUUCCACGAGACCCUCGGAAUACACGCAGAAUGCAUGUAUCUCCCUCAGAAAAACGACUACAGGGGGGAAUUUAUCCCCCAGAAAAGACCUCCAGAAAGCGCUCAGAUGGUUAUCUCUGGGGCAGAAUAAAGUCAGCAGCACUUACUGAAAACAGGAUAUUAAAUGAUUUACUUGAGCAACUGGAAGAGAUCGGCUUUGGCCUUUACUGCGACCGGCACUCCUUGCUAUUUAGUAAUUCGGGCCUUGAAAAAUGGGUUGUCCUUGAAGUUCUUCGAUGUAUGUGGCAUGACGAUUCCCAAAUGACAAGAGAUUCAUUUGCAGAAAAAGCAAAGGGAGUGCUAUCGGGGAAAAAAGACAAAUGGAAUUUCCCAGAAUCACAAGCAAGGCCAGUACUUCCGGUGUCGCCUAUCCAGCAAUUUUCUAUGCAGGACAUGCAGAUUUCCGGGAAACCCGACCCAUACCCUAACAGUUAUGACGCAUACCAACGCCAGAACCCAUAUUUACCAAGGAGAAUCGCAAUGGAAUCUCAGGGAAGAGGUUAUCGAGCUGCCCCGCCGCAGAACGAUAUUCCUAGAUAUAGAUUGCCGGAGCAUACUUUCCGUGGACGGCAAAAUGGCCGGGAACAGCAGCUUAUAUCCUCAACUCCCCACAACCCACAAAUACAAUACGCUGAACCUGAUAUACACUACGCUGAACCGGAUAUACAAUAUACUGAGCACUUACCCCCAACCCGGGUGGGGACUUUCGAAAUGCCUAGCAGAGUCGAACAGGAUGGAAACCGCGAUCAAUACCAAGCACAAAAUCGUUCACACGAGCCUCAACCAGAUUUAGGGAGGGGACAUUAUGCUCCAUAUAGCUCACCAUAUGCAACGGAUGACAUGAUCAACAGGGCAAUGGGUCGUGUGACUCAUUCUUCCCCUUACACUACCCAUAUCGGGGUCUCUAGGACUCAUCCCACGCCUCAAAAUACUAAUACCGACAACACCUUAAGCAAUGUGUACCAAGAGAUGAGCGCCGCGUACCUAGUGCGCGCCCAUAAUAAAGAUGGGACAGCUAAGGAUACCAAGGAAGACGGGCCCGAAGGAGCUCCUCCAAAAAGUAAUCUCAGUAAGAACAAAAUGAAGGCGCUUAGACCGGAGGUUUCUUCAGUUGAUCCAGUGGAAGUGCUCAAAGAAGAGGCUGGGGAACGCUAUGAGUGA